AACCGGCCCCGAACCGGCCCCCGAACGGCGCCCGACGAACCGACCCCACCCGAACCGGCCCCGAACCGACCGAACCGGCCCCGAACCGGCCCCCGAACCGCGCCCCGACCGCCGCGACCCGAACGGCGCCGAACCGCCCCGACCCCCCGAACCGGCCCGAACCGGCGCCCGAACCGGCCCCGAACCGCACCCGAAACCGGCCCCCGAACCCGAACCCCCGAACCGGCCGAACCGCCCCCGGCACCCGAACCCCGCGACCCCGAACCGCGAACCCCCGAACCGCCGAAACCUGACCGCGACGCCCGGCGACCGACCCGACCCGAACCCGACCCGAACCGCCCCCGAACCGGCACCCGAACGCGGCCCCGAACCGCCCCCGAACGGCCCCCGAACCCCGCCCCGAACCGGCCCCGAACCGGCGCGACCGAACCGCCGAACCCCACCCCGAACCCCACCCGAACCGGCCACCCGAACCGGCCCCGAACCGACCCGACGCGGCGACCCCCCACCCGCCGGCCCGAACCGCACCCGAACCGGCCCCGAACCACGCGACGAACCGCACCCCGAACCGCCCCCGACGCCGCCGAACCGCGAACCGGCCCGAACGAACCCCGAACCGCACCCGAACCGGCCGCGACCGGCGCCCGAACCGGCCCCCGAACGCGACGAAACCGGCCGACGCCGCCCCGAACGACGCGGCGACCGCGAACGACCCGAACCGGCCCCGAACGGCCCCCGAACCGGCCCCGGACCGACGCGCCCCGACGGCCCCGAACCGCCCCGAACCGCACCCGAACCGGCCCCGAACGCCCGACCCCACCGGCCCCGAACCGCACCCGAACCGACCCCCCGAACCGACCCCGAACCGGCCCCGAACGACGGCCCCGAACCCCGCCGAACCGCGCCCGCGAACCGCGACCCGCGACGCCCGGCGAACCGGCCCCGAACCGCGGCCCCGCGACCGACGACGAACCGCGGCGAACCGGCCCCGCGAACCGACCCGAACGGACGGCCCCGAACCGGCCCGACCCACGACCGCCACGAACCGGCCCCGAACCCGCGCCCGAACCCGGCCCCGAACCGCACGACGAACCGGCCCCGAACCGGCCCCGAACCGGCACCCGAACCGCCCCCGAACCGCCCCCCGAACCCGAACCCCCCCGAACGCCGGCCCCGAACCGGCCGCGAACCGCGCGACCCGAACCGGCCGACGAACCGGCCCCGAACCGGCACCCGAACCGGCCCCGAACCGACCCCGAACCGACCCCGAACCGCCCGAACCGACCCCGAACCGGCGGCCGACCCGCCCCGAACCGGCACCCGAACCGCGACCCGAACCGACCCCGAACCGGCCCCCCCGGACGCGGCCCGCCGAACCGCACCCGAACCGGCCCCGAACCGGCCCCCGAACCGGCCCCGAACCGACACCCGAACCCGCCCCGAACCGCACCCGAACCGCCCCGAACCGGGACCCGCCGAACCCGCGCCCCCCGACGGCCCCGCGCCCCCGAACCCGCCCCGAACCGAACCCGAACCGGCCCCGACCGGCCCCGAACCGACCCCCGAACCGACCCGGAAACGACGAACGACACGACCCCGAACCGGCCCCGAACCCCCGACGAACGCCCCCGAACCGGGCCGAACCGACGCCCGAACCGGCCCGAACCCCACCCGAACCGGCCCCGAACCGGCCGAACCGGCCCCCGAACCGGGCGAACCGGCCCCCGAACCGACCCCCGACGACCGACCCGAACCGCCCCCCGACGAACCGACGGACGAACCCGAACGGCCCCGAACCGCACCCCCGAACCGCACGACGAACCGGCCCGACCGCCCGAACCGUCCCCGAACCCGCGACCGAACCGGCCCCGAACCGGCCCCCGACCGGCCCCCGAACGGCGGCCCCCCGACCGACCCCCGACCGGCCCCGAACCGCCCCCGACCGCCCCGAACCGCCCGCGACCCGAACCGACUACCGAACCGCCCCGACGGACCGACCGAACCGGCCCCGACG
Leucoraja erinaceus (little skate) is the source of this 2014-nucleotide messenger RNA. RefSeq names its product basic proline-rich protein-like. The record is from RefSeq and is a predicted model, not a curated record. NCBI's taxonomy places the organism in Eukaryota, Metazoa, Chordata, Chondrichthyes, Rajiformes, Rajidae. The annotation marks the transcript as partial. The transcript has a single exon.